AUGGAAGACGUGGACAAAAACAGCUUGGAAAUUAACUAUUCUCAACUGGUAUUAAACAGAAAUACUAGUUUUACAUUACAGACAUGGUAUUGCUCCAUAAAAGUGACCUUCACGGUUUCAGUUCUUCUCCUGCUGGCCAUCGCGGUGGACAGGCACGUGUCAAUAGUGUACCCGCUACGCUAUCACGUGAUCAUGACGAAAACGAGGGCACGUCGCAUUGUGAUAGCUAUUUGGGUCGCCGCCUUAGCUUUUUCUUUGAUCUUGCCGAUGAUGUGGCAUAACGACUGGGACGACAUCCCGGAUGACGAAUGUGAUUUUGUCAAGGUGAUGAGAUGGGAAUAUUUGGGACUGCUGGCGUUCCCGCUUUUUAUAAUUAACACCCUGUGUAUGGUGGGGUUGUAUUGGAAGAUAUUUAGUAUAUCGCACGAGCAGGCAACUAGGAUCAUGCCUGGAGAUACAGGGUGCAGCACCUUCCGGUUCAACCUUCGGAUUGCCAAAACCGCAUCUAUUGUAAUUGGUCUUUUCAUCCUGUGCUGGUACCCGUUCUUCAUUAUCAUGGCCAUUCAAAUCUACGCUGAUCUGAUCUAUUCCGAAACAUGGGAAAACUGGCGCAGUCACGUGACGCAUCUCGCUGUUGCAAACUCGGCAGUCAAUCCAAUCAUUUACGCCUUCAGGAUGGACUCUUUCAGGUCGGAGUUUAAGAAGCUCUUAAAGAUACAAGAUUCGUUGCCAGCGUCUCAGCGGCGCCCUCUUACAUUAGACCCGAGAGAAGGAUACCCCAAUGAGGCUCAAGCUGUUGUAUUGACUAUGUAUACCAAUCACGGUUUUUUUAAAGAGACGACGGACCCAAGCACGCGUAAAUUCGACCUGCCGGGCAGUGUAGACAUGGCGGCGCUCAGCAAAAAUGGCUCUGAUAUUACCCUGUGUGAACAGAACGAUUCUCAAGGCGAGUUCGAUUUAAGCGACAUGAAAAGUAGAGUAAUUGGUCCCUUGGCGGAAAACAACGGAAGCGAGGUAUUGGAACAAUGCUUUUCACAUGUUUUGGAGUCUGAUGAGUCGCCAAACAAUACGAAAGUGUGA
Messenger RNA from Lingula anatina, 1080 nucleotides. RefSeq names its product adenosine receptor A2b. Gene Ontology annotation, molecular function: G protein-coupled receptor activity. NCBI's taxonomy places the organism in Eukaryota, Metazoa, Brachiopoda, Lingulata, Lingulida, Lingulidae. The record is from RefSeq and is a predicted model, not a curated record. Gene Ontology annotation, cellular component: membrane. Gene Ontology annotation, biological process: G protein-coupled receptor signaling pathway.